AUGACCCCAAAACUUAAAAACCCAGAGCUCUUGAGAACGAAGCCGUUCAUAAACGGCGAAUGGGUGGAGCUGAAGUCAACAAAAACAUUUGAUGUCAUCGACCCGGCUACUGAAGAGGUAAUAGCCACUAUCUCCGACCAGACCCCAGAGGAGAUUGACGAGGCAAUCCAAAUUACCAAAAUCGCCUUUGACAGUUACAAAAACACCCCAGUUGCUGAUCGGUCGCGGUGGUUGCGCAACUGGUACAAUUUGAUGCUAGAAAACUUGGAUGACCUAGCCACUCUCGUCACUUGGGAAAAUGGAAAAUGCUUCACCGACGCAAUUGGCGAAAUCAGGUACGCUGCUUCGUACUUUGAGUGGUUUUCCGAGGAGGCUAAGCGUAACUAUGGACAUACUAUCCAGCCUGCCAAUCACAACAACAAGAUCAUAACCUACAAGCAGCCGGUUGGGCCGGUUGGGCUUUUGUGCCCUUUUAACUUCCCGGCUGCUAUGGGCGCAAGAAAAGCUGCACCAGCAUUAGCAGCAGGGUGCACGUGCAUCAUGAAGCCAGAUGCUCAGACACCAUUGACGGCUUUGGCAAUGGCUUAUUUAGCGGAAAAGGCAGGGUUCCCAAAGGGUGUGUUCAAUGUGGUGUUGAGCUCAGUUGAGUCUACGCCAGCGUGCGGGUUGAAGUUUUGUGAGUCUCCCUUGAUCAAGAAAGUGUCUUUCACGGGCUCAACGCCUGUAGGCAAGCUUUUGAUGAAGCAGCUGUCGUCUACGCUCAAGAAAUUAUCUAUGGAACUUGGCGGGAACGCGCCGAUUCUCGUGUUUGACGAUGCUAAACUUGAUCAGGCGGUGGAGCAGUCGAUUGCCUCGAAGUUCCGCUCCUUGGGCCAGACAUGCGUGUGUGCCAAUAGAAUUUACGUUCAGGCUGGUGUCUACGAUGAGUUUUGCAAGCGUUUUGCAGAAAAAGUCAAGGGCUUCAAGAUUGGGAAUGGCUUCGACGAAGGCGUGACGCACGGCUGUCUCAUCAACGCCAGGGCUAUCGAUAAAGUAGAGGAGCAUGUUCGCGACGCUGUUGGCAAGGGUGCCAAAGUUAUAGUGGAAGGCGGUCGACUUACCCAUCUUGGCAAGCACUUCUACGCGCCGUACGUGAUCGGAAAUGUGAGCCCAGAGAUGAAGUGUUCGGUGGAGGAGACAUUUGGCCCAUUGGCAGCCAUUGCCAAGUUUGAAAACCAGCAAGAAGUUUUGCAGCAGUGUAACGAUACCGCAUUUGGCCUUGCAGCGUACGUCUUCCUGGAGAAUCUCAACACGGUGUGGCAGGUUUCCGAGCAGCUUGAAACCGGCAUGGUGAGUGUGAACAGUGGGAUGUUUACUGAUGCAGCGUUGCCAUUUGGCGGAGUGAAGGAGUCUGGUUUUGGCCGUGAGGGAUCACUUUAUGGAAUGGACGACUACACGGUGGUGAAAUCCAUAUCGCUUGGUAAUGUCUACGGCAGCAGUUAG
Candidozyma auris is the source of this 1482-nucleotide messenger RNA. RefSeq names its product succinate-semialdehyde dehydrogenase (NAD(P)(+)). The record is from RefSeq and is a predicted model, not a curated record. The transcript has a single exon. Bases 1 to 1482 code for a protein of 493 amino acids. Gene Ontology annotation, molecular function: succinate-semialdehyde dehydrogenase (NAD+) activity. NCBI's taxonomy places the organism in Eukaryota, Fungi, Ascomycota, Pichiomycetes, Serinales, Metschnikowiaceae. Gene Ontology annotation, biological process: GABA catabolic process.